Messenger RNA from Coffea eugenioides, 1064 nucleotides. RefSeq lists its product as uncharacterized. The transcript has 2 exons. The coding region runs from base 195 to 905 and encodes 236 amino acids. Lineage: Eukaryota; Viridiplantae; Streptophyta; Magnoliopsida; Gentianales; Rubiaceae. The record is from RefSeq and is a predicted model, not a curated record.
GAGAGUUUAUCUCUCUUUCUUUUCUCAGUUUCUCUUUGCCCAACAACGCCCCUCCCCCACAUCCCCUGCCCCAAUAUCUCUCCUUCUAUAUAUGCUGCUCUCUACUUUUUGCUCUGUUUGUUCUCUGCAAAAACAAGAGCAGAUACGCUUAUUUUAUUGAGAGAAAAGUACUUGCUUGAGAGAGGGCAGCGCCGAUGGCCGCAGAAGUUAGUUCGCUAAUUAGGAUUUUGAACGCUGCUGAUUCUAACGACUCCGGUAAAUCAACGGCUUUGAUCACUCGUGACCUUCUUGGUGGCGGUUGCCCUCUUGAUUCCAAAGAGCUGGACCUGGACAUGCAAGUUCCAUCUGGUUGGGAAAAGCGCCUCGACUUGAAGUCAGGAAAAGUCUACCUCCAGAGAUGUGAUCCUCAGAAAGCAUCUGCUUCAACAUCAGAUCAAAAGAAACAGAACGACCGCACGAGUUCAAAGCUUCAGGACCUUAACUUUCCACCAGCUGCAAAGCAGCCAAUGGACCUGUUUGACGAUGGCAGCUUAGACCUUAAGCUGGUGCCAUCAUCUUCAGCAUCCGCAUCAGCAGCGCCGUCUUCCAAUUACCAAAGCGUUUGCACUCUGGACAAGGUAAAGUCAGCACUUGAGAGGGCAGAGAAAGAAACAUUCAGGAAGCGGUCGAUAUCUAUGUCAAAAUCAUCGUCGCCGCCUUCGAAUUCUUCAUCCUCAAUCAAAGACGGUGAGGUUGGGGAUGAGGAGAAGUCAGCAACUUCGUUUGCGGCUGGUUGUCCCAGUUGUCUGCUUUAUGUGCUCAUAUCGACAAAAAACCCCGAGUGCCCUCGGUGCAACGCUAUUGUGCCGUUGCCUUCGCCUUCGACAGUGAAAAAACCGCGUAUUGAUCUUAACAUCUCAAUAUGAGCCCCUAUGAGGAAUCUAAGCACAAUUAUGUUGAUUUUUUGUAAAGAUAGCAGCAGAUAGCUUUUGUAAGUAAAGACACAAUAGCAUUAGCACAAAUAUUUGAAGGCUUUUGGUGUUCCUUUCUUGGGACAAAAUAGCAGAUAAAAUCCAUUUUGGAUU